Messenger RNA from Lagopus muta (rock ptarmigan), 4639 nucleotides. It is a transcript of the gene TBC1D24, whose product is annotated as TBC1 domain family member 24. Lineage: Eukaryota; Metazoa; Chordata; Aves; Galliformes; Phasianidae. The coding region runs from base 995 to 2680 and encodes 561 amino acids. The transcript has 9 exons. The record is from RefSeq and is a predicted model, not a curated record.
CCAUCGCAUCAUAUCGGUCCUCUCGUCCGUCGCUCACGCAUGCGCGCUCUUGGCCCGAGGCUUUGGCGCUUUGUGCGCAUGCGCGCGGCGUCCCCGUCGCUCUGAGCGGGUGGGUGGGGAUGCGUGCGCGCGGCGCUGACGGGAGCGGCAGCGGUAAGGGCGGCGCGGGCGGCGGGCCGAGCUGAGCUUCUUUGGGCAGCGGCGUCCUGGGCUGGGGCUCGGAGGGCGCCUUGAGGGCUCGCGAGUGGCAGCGGGGCGGCCGCGGCGUCGCCGUGGUGCCGCCGCCUGCGGGGUGCGGGCGGGACGCGGGGCUGCGCUGCUCUGAGCGCGGCCGGUUUCCUUGGAUGCCCCGAGCGCCGUGCGGCUGCUCGGUUGUUUCUGUCCGGGAGCCGCUCUCCGGGCGUGGAUGCGCUGCGUCCGCUGUCGGCUGUGGAGGAGGAUUGCUGCGGCUGCUGGCCGGCGGGACGCGAUCCUGCAGAGCGGCGCCGGGACCCCGCGUUACAGCCCCGGAACGGGGAGCCUUUGUGGCCGGUUCCUGCAGCAGGCUGCGGCGUCCGACGGCGAUUCUGGCUCAAAGGCAGGCCGGGUUGGGUUGCUGGAGUGUCCGGGAAUGCUCCGAGCGCAGAAAUGAGGCAGAUCGCAGCUAGGUAUUACCAGAAAAAGGAAUUCUCUGCUGGAAAGCCCUGCUUCUCGCCGCCGCUGAUAAACAGGCAUCUCGUGCAGAUGGUUGCUUUGCAGAAGCAGCCCUGAUAACUUGUGUGUAAGGACUCGGGCAGGUGCUGCGUUAGCUUCUUGGUGCUUCCAAGCAAUGCGUGGUGCUUACGUCCUUCAUCGUUAGUGAGCUGGAUGUGGGUUCUGUUGCACAACGGUCAGCAGACACAGCAGAAGGGUGGAAGUCACGAGGAGAUCUACACAAGGACAAGUUCUAAGGAAAAGCAGCAAGUCAUUUAAUGAUCACUUCUCAUAGCUUUUCUCCUAUGCUUCCCUUGGAGCCAUGGAUGAAUACAACCGCUUUGUGGACUGGGACAAAAUGGAUGUUACUGUCCAGAGCCAGGAUGUAAAGGAGCUGACCUGCACCGAGUUCCAGGAGCUGAAGCAGCUGGCUCGGCAAGGCUACUGGGCCAAGAGCCAUUCGCUGAGAGCCAAGGUGUACCACAAGCUGAUCAGCAAUAUCCCAUGUCGGACUGUGACCCCAGAUGCCAAUGUUUACCGGGACAUUGUGGUGAAGAUAGUUGGAAAACGUAACAGCAGCUCCCUUCCACUGCCAGAGUUUGUGGACGACAGCCUCGUUCCCACGUACUGCUUGAAUGCAGAAGGCAUUGGGGCAGUUAGGAAGAUUAUACUGUGCAUUGCAAAUCAGUUCCCAGACAUAUCGUUCUGCCCCGCGCUGCCUUCUGUGAUAGCUCUGCUUCUCCACUACAGCAGGGAUGAGGCGGAGUGCUUUGAACAGGUCUGUCGCAUCCUUGCUUGCAACGACCCGUCCAAGCGGCUCAUCGAUCAGACGUUCCUGGCCUUUGAGUCCUCCUGCAUGACCUUUGGGGACCUGGUGAACAAGUACUGCCAGGCAGCACACAAGCUGAUGGUGGCAGUGUCUGAGGACGUGCUGGAGGUGUACUCCGACUGGCAGCGGUGGCUCUUUGGAGAGCUGCCCAUGGUUUACGUUGCUCGUGUCUUCGAUGUGUUUCUGGUGGAGGGCUACAAAGUCCUCUAUCGCGUUGCGUUGGCUAUUCUGAAGUUUUUUCACAAAGUCAGGGCUGGGCAGCCCAUGGAGUCUGACAGCGUGCAGCAGGAUAUCCGAGCUUUCGUGAGAGACAUUGCCAAGUCGGUGUCUCCUGAGAGGCUUCUGGAAAAAGCCUUUGCCAUCCGCCUGUUCUCACGGAAGGAGAUCCAGCUGCUGCAGAUGGCCAAUGAGAAAGCUUUACAGCAGAAGGGCAUCACAGUCAAGCAGAAAAGUGUUACAUCUCCAAAAAGGCAGAAUGUGCACUUGGCAGUCCACGCAGAGAACUUCAAGUCUGAAAUUGUCAGUGUGAAAGAGAUGCGAGAUAUCUGGUCGUGGAUCCCGGAGCGCUUUGCGCUUUGCCAGCCCCUCUUGCUCUUCACCACCUUGGAACAUGGCUGUAGUCUGAGCAGGUUCUAUUCUCACAGCGAGGGACACGAGCCUACUCUUGUUCUGAUCAAGACCACAGCAAAAGAGGUCUGCGGUGCUUAUCUGUCCACCGACUGGAGCGAGCGCAGGCGAGGUGGGAACAAGCUGAGUUUCUUUGGAACUGGGGAGUGCUUUGUGUUUAGGCUGCAGCCAGAAGUGGAACGCUACGAGUGGGUGAUCAUCAAGCACCCGGAAUUGGCUGCAAGUGGUUCUGAGCCAGAAAAUCAUGCCUCGCCAGCUUCCAACACCCUCUCCUGCAGAGGCUCCCUCUCAGACCCAUCAGAUCGCCUUUCUCCCUUCUUAUCAGCUCGGCACUUCAACUUACCAUCCAAAACAGCUUCCAUGUUCAUGGCUGGCAGCAGUGAAUGCAUCAUUAUAGGAGGCGGUGAUGGCCAGGCUCUUUACCUCGAUGCAGACCUGAACCAUGGGAGGACCAGCCACUGCAACACCUUCAACAAUCAACCGCUGUGUUCCGAAAGCUUCCAGAUCUCUGUCUUGGAGGUGUGGGGCUUCAGGGACACCAUGAAUGGCUGAUAUGACUAUCGUUGUUCAACUAGCUUUCAGUUCUGGUAGGAUUCCCAAGGCAAACUGUAAUGCAGGAGCCAAGUUAGAACAUAAUUCCCACUGGACUCAGUGUUCCUUAAUAGUUACUAAGCAGUGCACCUGGAUGCAGGGCUUAGUUGUGUUUACUCUUAUUUAAGGCAGGUGAAAGUGUUGUACUCUUUUAGCUCCUUAGCUUGGAACCUCCAGAGACCCAGUGUGGCUGGCUUCAGGUGUUUGAUAGUAGGCAAAAUGAAAACAAUGUUAUUUCAAUCAAUCCUAAAUGUGUACAGGUCUGUAUCAGAGGACAAUUCUGCAGUUCAGCACAAUUCCUCAGAGGUGCUGAUCUGGCUGAGGUGUACUGUGGAGCAUCUGGCCCCAGCCACAAAUAUCAAAUGUUCGUUUAUAGCAACACUGGAGGCCUCGGAUUUGACGUAGGGCAGUAGUUCACAGAGCCAUUGCCCCAGUGUAAACAGAUAUUUUGCAGACAAGUCAUGAGUACCACUGAUGAACCAUCAGUACUGUUUUAGGAGUCAACUAUGAAGGAACUGUGAUUGCUAGUUCCCCUUCUGAGUCCUUGAUACAUUCCAGUUGCAUCUCUUUGUGGAGGCUGCCUCUGCAAAGGGCAUCCAGACUGGACAGGGAUAUCUCAGAGGCUUGAUUUUGUUUACAUUCCUAUUCCAUAUCAGUAUAAUAGCUCAGUCUGGCUCAAGUUUCAGGCAGCAGAAAGCACAAGAUUGUAUGGAGUGCUUAGACUUCUUUGUGAUUGAGUUGUUCAAGGAAGCUGAACUGAAGCAUUAGCAGUAUGAAUAACCGUGCAGUAUCACUGAAUGUGUAGGGAAAUAGGCACUGGGGUACAGAAUGCACCCUCCUCAAGGAAAUGGAGGGAUGUGCAGGGAAAUAUUCUGUGCAGCAUUACUCUGGGAGUGAAGAAGUUUCCCAGGAGAACUGUUGGUGACACUUGCUCCAUAUCACAAGGAAAGAAGAAAGCGCCGGUGGCUUUUUUGGCUGUUUAAUCCAACAUCUGUGUUGGGGUGGGGAAAGCACGAUUGCUACGUACACAUGAAGUCCAUAAAGGGUUAACAUUAAAAAUGUACAGUGAUAAAAUAUCACUUGGGCUGGACAGGGUCAAUCAGGUUGAUGUUAGCUUGUACAGCUUGCUAGCAAAGAAAAUACCUUGUGUCUUUGCUGCUUGCAAAGCGUAUGAGCAAACGUGGCAAAAAUGUGAGUUGCUUUUAAAAAGCCAUUUUGAAUUUUUUUUUUUCAGAAUAGCUCCUUGGAAUACUUGAUUGCAUAUACGAAUCCAAGGUGUCAUCUUUUGCCCCACAGAUAUUUUCCAAUUACAUCAUUUCUCAUACUGCAUGUUCUUUUCAUAGGUUUUCAUAGCUUGAUUGAACUGGAGGGGCUGGUAUAGAAUGGGAAGGAUCCUCACAAUCAUAUCUGGUUUUGAUAAGCACUGCUCAUGCCUUUUUUUCAAAGCUGGCAGUAUCCUGUUGCACUAGGUAGCAUCCCAUCAUCUUCCUGUGACAAUUUAGCUGGAAAACAUACUGCAUUUAGUAGGAUCUCUUGAACAGAGGUGGGAUUUCUUAACUUGGUCCAUAUCUCCUUUUCUGAGCUCAUCUUUGAAGUGCCCUUGCAGGAAAAUGAUAAGAUAGAAAUUCCCUAGAGCUGCGUGCUGGCAGGGUUUGUGGGACUUCAGAAUUACUCUCAAAAUAACAAAUAGGUUUUUCUGUGCAGAUUUGUUCCCACAGUCGCUGGUGGUGACUUUUUGUCCCUUUCCAUCCCCACUGGAUGCAUCUGUGUCAGCAAGGCCUGAGUGCUGUACCACUUUGUAAGCCAUAUCUACAAAACCCCGUUCCUUUCCCUGCUCUGUUGUAGUACACAGAGAUGGGGACGUUUGAGCAAAUAAGAGCAGCUUCUGAUCCCUCUGGUGGAGGUGCACAAGAGCCCUCU